Molecule: messenger RNA, 1569 nt
Organism: Neurospora hispaniola
Lineage: Eukaryota; Fungi; Ascomycota; Sordariomycetes; Sordariales; Sordariaceae
Product: branched-chain amino acid aminotransferase II
Exons: 3
Coding region: 92-1333 (413 amino acids)
Biological process (GO): branched-chain amino acid metabolic process
Molecular function (GO): branched-chain-amino-acid:2-oxoglutarate transaminase activity
Source: RefSeq, a predicted model, not a curated record
CAUCCCCAGAAACUGUUGACCAGAAUACGUGCAACCUCUUCAACAAUAUUCGCUGUAGACCAGUUCUAGUUCCGAAAAAAAGAUCCGCGCCAUGGCGAACUUCCCUCCUCCUCCGGUCAGCACCAUCGACUGGUCCAACGUCGGAUUCAAGGUCCGCGAAGUCAACGGUCAUAUCGAGUCUUCCUACUCCGUCAAGACGGGAAAAUGGUCCCCGCUCAAGUUCGUCAGCGACCCCUACUUGCGUAUGCACGGUAUGGCGCCCGCCCUCAACUACGGCCAGCAAGCGUACGAAGGGCUCAAGGCCUUCCGUCUUCCCGGCAACGACUCGAUUGCCAUUUUCCGCGCCGACAAGAACGCGAGCCGCAUGCAGCACUCGGCCGAGUACAUCAGCAUUCCGCCCGUGCCGGUCGACUUGUUCAUUGAUGCCGUGAAAGCGGCCGUGGCUCUCAACGCCGAGUUCGUCCCACCCCACGAGACGGGCGCGGCCCUCUACAUCCGCCCUCAGAUCUUUGGAAGCUCCGCGCAGCUCGGUCUCAGCCCGCCCGAGGAGUAUCUCUUCUCCGUCUUUGUUAUCCCUACGGGCGUGUACCAUGGUACUCACCCCGUCAAGGCGCUCAUCCUGGAGGAGUUUGACCGUGCCGCGCCCAACGGUACCGGUAGCGCCAAGGUUGGUGGCAACUAUGCGCCUGUGCUCCGCUGGAGUGACAAGGCCCGCAAGGAGGGCUAUGAUAUCACCCUCCAUCUGGAUAGUGCUAGGCACGAGGAGGUCGACGAGUUUAGCACUAGUGGGUUCAUUGGCGUUCUUCGUGGCGAUGGGGGAGAGGAUGACGUUACUGUUGUUGUGCCCAGCUCCAAGGCCGUGAUUGAUAGUGUCACAAGCGACAGUAUCCAGGAGAUUGGCAGGAGCUUUGGCUGGAAGGUGGAGAAGAGACCGAUCAAGUACUCUGAACUCCCCUCCUUCUCCGAGGUCAUGGCCGCUGGUACCGCCGCCGCUCUCGUCCCCAUUCGCUCAAUCACCAGACGCGUCAAGACGUCAUCUCCCCAGUCACUCGCUUCCAGCAGUGCUACCCAAGAGCACGCUCGUGUCUCCUUCAACAAAGAGGCCGAAGAGGAAACAGUCACCUACCUCCCUGAUAACCAGGAGGACGCCGGGGACCUUUGCCUUAAGCUUCUCUCCCAGCUUAAGGGAAUUCAGCUCGGAAAGAUCGAGGAUAAGCUCGGCUGGCGCUUUGCGGUUACUGAGGAGGAUGGAAAGAAGGCAGAGAGUGCGGAGAAGGCUCGUUCUGAUGAGGGUAAGGGUAAGGAGGCGCAGGCCGUUGACCAGAUGGAUUAGAAGACUAGCUGGGAGGGGUUUUCCUGGGGGAUGGCAUAGAGGUAGAAUGGCAAGACGAUACAGCGCAACGCCUGCUUCGACUUGAUAUGGCACAUAUGACAGGGGACAAAAUUUUGAGCCCUUUCUUGCAAAGGUCGUCGUACAUCUAAUCGGUAUUGCGAUCUAGGCGCUCGAAGCACAGUGAACAUUGCCUUAAGGGGGUUUGCGUGAUGCACCUGGUAACAUGCAGGUUGGUA